UCUGAGGUCAUCCGCCACAUCACCUCGCAUCGGCGAAGCGAGGGGACAGGAAAGGAAGAGGAAACAGAUAUUCAAGAAAACAAAACCCAUCAUUUGCGAGCUCGAUCUGUCGUUUUGCAGUAACUGUACACUGUCGUCUAAUAGAGGUUGGGAGAAUAUUUAAAGGCGUUGAUAAAAAAAAAAUAGAUAAAUAAGAAACCGGCGAAUUUAACAGGGCGUUCAAACUGUGGCUUGCUGAAGCGACUGGAAAUGUUACAGUCUCUGGCCGGCAGCUCCUGCGUGCGGCUCAUCCAAAGUAACAGAUCGACAUGGUAUUUCUUGUGUCUUGUCGUGGGCUAUGUCCUGUACCUCAUCUUCGGCGCCGUGGUCUUUUCGUCGGUGGAGCUGCCGUACGAGGACCUCCUGAGGCAGGAGCUCCGGGCUAUCAAGCGACAGUUCCUCCAGGAGAACGACUGCAUAUCGGAGGAGAGGCUGGAAGAGUUCCUGGCCAAGGCGCUGGAGGCCAGUAACUACGGGGUGUCUGUGCUCAAUAAUGCCUCAGCCAACUGGAACUGGGACUUCACCUCGGCGCUGUUCUUCGCCAGCACCGUGCUCUCCACCACAGGGUAUGGCCACACGGUGCCGCUGUCGGAUGGGGGCAAGGCCUUCUGCAUCAUGUACUCUGUGAUCGGGAUCCCCUUCACCCUCCUGUUCCUGACGGCGGUGGUGCAGAGGAUCAUGGUCUUCAGCACGCGGCGGCCAGUGGCAUACGUGCACACGCGCUGGGGCCUGUCCAAGCCGCUGGUGGCCGCCGUCCACGCCACCCUGCUGGCUCUGGUCACAGUCUCCUGCUUCUUUCUCAUCCCUGCCAUUGUCUUCUCCGCCCUGGAGGAGAACUGGAACUUCCUGGAGUCCUUCUACUUCUGCUUCAUCUCCCUCAGCACCAUCGGCCUGGGAGACUACGUCCCUGGGGAGGGCUACAACCAGAAGUUCCGUCAACUCUACAAAGUGGGCAUUACUGUCUACCUGCUGCUGGGUCUCAUUGCCAUGCUGGUGGUGCUGGAGACCUUCUGUGAGCUGCAGCAGCUGAAACAGCUCCGAAAGAUGUUCUACCUGAAGAAGGAGAAGCCCGAGGACCGCCUGACCAUCCUCGACCACGACCACCUGUCCUUCUGCUCCGUGACUGACCAGGCCGCCUCCCUCCGCGAGGACAAGGCCGAGGCCUUCGCUGAUGGGACGGUCCUGGCUUCCCCCGUGGAGGGCGGUCACAUGAUCAGAUAGGGGUGGGUGGGGCCAGGGGGUGGGUACUGGGGUGAAGGAAGCAGUUGUUAGACCAGCAUGGUCAGCUCUCAUGGCGGUGAGCCAUUCUGAGUAUUUUCCAAAGCCAUGGGGAAAUAAGGCCUCACAAGCACCCACCAGAAUGGUAGAGCUAUCAUGCCACUCGCUGAUCUGAACCAAUCACAACAUAGCAGCCAAAAUGGUACCUCCACCCCAUUCUGGGGUCAAUACUGAGCUUGGCUCUUUCUCUCUAUCACUGGUUUUGGAGUGUUCCCCACAGCAAUACUGCUCCAGGCAAGGUAUUUUUAGCUAGCUUUACCGUAUGAGUAGUUGUUCAUGUAAAGACAGCAUUACCUUCAUUUUAGCUGGAGGCAGACGCCACGCCUAAAUAAAAACCAUUAUUGUAUAUUAUGACUUAGGUACAUAGGUUUAUUCCUCAAAUGAAAGGAAAUGAUAUGUAUAAUAUCAAAUAGCAUAUAACAAGUCAGUAUAUACAUAUAAAUAGUGUAUAUAGACAUAAAAAGGUAUUGAGAUGUUGCCUGAGCAGCUUUUCUGAGCUUGGGUCAGUUUGUUUUAAAGGCUUGAAAGUUAACAGGAAGUGAAGGAAUGUGGUCUGGGUGUUUAGAAGGAGCCAUAGAAAUGCACUUGUUUGCCUGGUGUUUUACAAACAAACAGACGUCCUGGUAAUUGUGUGUGCACAUGUACACACUCCUUGAAAACACAGCUGCAGGGGAGGGAAGAUUUUAUUGGAUGAUUCAUAAAACGGGAGGCAGGCAUGUGUCCAGUCAGAGAGUCCCGUUCUCUCGUCUGGUUCGUAAUUAUUAUUACUGAGUAAUUUUUUUAUUUAAUUGAGUCGCUUGUGUCUUUUUUCCGUCAUUGUUGUUCUCCAGGUUGUCUUGCACUAGUGACAUAGCGAAACGUACUGUAAUAUAGUACUGUAUUUAAAACUGUGCUGAAGUGUCCUUGGCCAUCUCGGAUGCUCUCUCAUUGCUCUGAAGGGAAGUCUUUGCUGUUUUUUUGGGUGGAGGGGCUGGACCCUGAUCACAACAUUAUGAAGAUGUGAUUAACAACCAUAUUCAAAUGAAAGCAGAGCUUCAAGGCAAGCGCCACACUGAGUUUUUAAUGUGACAGGCAUCUCGGGUGACUAUGGAAACCACAGGGUGCUGUGUUGGGUGUGGGCAGUGACAAA
Messenger RNA from Megalops cyprinoides (Indo-Pacific tarpon), 2446 nucleotides. RefSeq names its product potassium channel, subfamily K, member 1a (gene kcnk1a). Gene Ontology annotation, molecular function: potassium ion leak channel activity. Bases 250 to 1260 code for a protein of 336 amino acids. Gene Ontology annotation, biological process: stabilization of membrane potential; potassium ion transmembrane transport. NCBI's taxonomy places the organism in Eukaryota, Metazoa, Chordata, Actinopteri, Elopiformes, Megalopidae. The record is from RefSeq and is a predicted model, not a curated record. Gene Ontology annotation, cellular component: membrane. The transcript is spliced from 3 exons.